This is a messenger RNA of Erigeron canadensis, 2205 nucleotides long. RefSeq lists its product as uncharacterized. The record is from RefSeq and is a predicted model, not a curated record. The transcript has 5 exons. Bases 1 to 2205 code for a protein of 734 amino acids. NCBI's taxonomy places the organism in Eukaryota, Viridiplantae, Streptophyta, Magnoliopsida, Asterales, Asteraceae.
AUGGAGAGAACUAAAAGAAGAAAGUUGAAGUUUCCUUGUCUUUUUGGAGGGAUUGACGAACGCUCAAGACGUGAACCUGUUCAAUCUUGGUCCCCUGAUAAUGCCACCGCCAAGCAAAGGAUGUUCAAGUUUGAAGUUGGAAAAAGCCCUUCAAAACAGCGAAAGGGGAAACCAACACAAAAGUUGUCGGCUAGAGGAGUAUCAAAUGAAACCUCAGCCGAAAAAUGUUCACCAAGUAUUUUAGCCAAGCUGAUGGGUAGAGGUGCCCAACAAAGAAGGUUGUCAAACAAUUUUAGUACUAUGAAUAUGAAGGCUGUGAAAGAAGAUCUAGUAGCAUUACAUGUAGCAAAUCAACUUCACUCAUCACUGUCAAUUGCAAAGGUGUCUGACCUCGAGUUUAGUAGAAACGUCGUUCUGAAGCCCAACACAACGAAUACUAAAACAGUUAAGAAUUCUUUUAAGUUUUUUAACGAAAACAUUGAAUGUUCAAGUAAUGUGGCUGGAUGUAAAUACGGAAAUGCUAGAGAGACAAUAAAUGAUAUAGAUAGGCGGAUGAAUGAGGGUUGUGAAAGCGAGGAUAUAAGUUUAUCUGAUUGUGGUUAUAUUGGGGAUGAUAGUUUGCACGUGUUUACAAGUGGCUCUUUUAGUGAGACAGAAGUAAUAGCAACUACUUCUCGAAUUACCAUUGACCGGAAUGAUAGGCUCACACAUUCAUUAUCCAAAAUCUUUGAACGCUCUUUAGUUAUAGAGGCAAAGAACAGAAUUUCAGAAAGAUGGAAGACAACUGGCAGGCAUGAACAUGUAGAAUCAGUCAAUAAAGGUAGUACGUUAAGAGAAAUACUUUCUUUCCCUAAUGAAGAAAUGAGACCCGAGGAGUCAAGCAAUGUGGCGGGUUUGGUUGAGGUCAAUGAUAUAUCUUCCGUGCCUUCAGUACCAAGUAUGGCUUUGGGUAAUUGUGGUGGGAAUGGUCAAAGGGACAGAUGUCUGAUAAGUAUGUCAGAGUCAAUAUCUCUUGUUCCAUCUUCUCCUGACCCAAAUGAUAUGGUAAAUGUCAAUGAUGAAAUCGAUGCUGAUGAGAAGGUGGUGGUGUAUAGCGAGCCCCUAAAACGAAGUAAAAGAGGGGACAUUUCAUUGCAAAAAGUAGGAUACAAUAAAAAGAGUCAUUCCUCUCAACCUGGCAAAAUCUUUAGCACUGAGUUUGGUGUUUGUUUACCGGAAAGUCAAACCAGCAAAGAAUCUACCAAAAUUUCCUUUGGGAAUGAGGGUCCCACUAAGUAUCAGCCAGCAAUUUCAAAUGUCGAUGAUUAUAAUGAUGCUACCUAUGCAGCAUUUCUAUUUGGUGAAGUGUCUGGUUUUAAGAUUGAAACAUCUUUGGAAAGUUUGAACAAGUUGAACGCAAAUCUUGUUAGUCGUGUGGUAGGAGACAUAAAUUCUUCCAGGGUCGAUGAAACUUCACAAAACUAUCAGCUGUCUGGACCUCAAUCUGAAUCUCGUGAAAGCUUUAAGGACGUUGUUCAUAGCCAUCAAUGCUCACUUCUGAAAGCCCUUCCUUCAGAAGAUGUAUCAUCUGAUUCUGACAGCUAUGAGAGACUUUAUUCUCGACUUCAAGAGCUCAGGAAACAGCGUCAUAUGAUGAAAGUGCAGUCGGCGCUAACUUCUAACAACCUCAAACUAACCCCUACAGUUAAAAAACUCAGACAAGGAUCAUCAGGUGCAACCCAAGAGUCAGUCAACUCAGGAUCUUCAUUCACGGCACAAAUUCUACAAGCUUCAGGAAUCAACAGUAUCGACCCUGAUACAUUCACACCUGCAUAUCAGUCAGUUCAUCUUCCUAUUGAUCCAAGGCUAUUUUAUCGCCUUAAAAAGUAUUAUUUUGAAGGAGUAGUGUUAUCACGGUCUGAAAAGUGCCUUGUUCAUGACUAUUUUGAACAAACAUUCAUUAGAACCUCCAAGUCAAUGGUAGCACAGCCAUGGGUCAACCCCGCAAAAAGGAAAGGCCAACUGACACUAAAGAAAUUCAAAAUCGAAGAUCAGAUACGUAAAUUGAUCAAUGAGAUAGACAGGGAAGAUGACGAGAUAUUUUUUGCAGUCAACUGUGACAAAGAUCCAGAGUGGGACCACCCGACUAAUGAAAUGGACAUCUUAGGUAAGCUAAUUGGAGAAUUAGUCCUAAAUGAUUUAGUACUAGAAUUUAUAAAGUUUUAA